Molecule: messenger RNA, 4573 nt
Organism: Lasiosphaeria miniovina
Lineage: Eukaryota; Fungi; Ascomycota; Sordariomycetes; Sordariales; Lasiosphaeriaceae
Exons: 6
Coding region: 290-4462 (1390 amino acids)
Molecular function (GO): oxidoreductase activity, acting on CH-OH group of donors; flavin adenine dinucleotide binding
Source: RefSeq, a predicted model, not a curated record
GGAAAUGCCACACUGUAACGGCAAUGUCGUUGCCUCCCAUGUCUAGUGUCUCCCAUUUAUCAAUACGCCAUACGCCCUUUCCCUGACCCUCGGGACUCUCUCGUGUGUUUCACUCUACUUCUCGCUCACUCUUCCCGUUAUUAUAUGUUAGGAGCUCUAGUCCACUCCACUGGGCAUCCGUCACUGUACUAUUAUCAUCUCUUUACGUGAAGUGUCAGUCAGGGGAGGACCACAAGUGGCACUGGAAUUAUCACUCAAGAAUCAUCAGUUGGGCUUGCAACAUCUCACCAUGGACACACUCUUGCCUGAGCCCUCGCCGGCGUUACAAAUCAACGGCGCCAUAUCUCCGCCGCCCACUCCUUCUGUCAACAUCAAUAUCGACGCCACCGAGGGCAUUCUCCGCAGCGUUGAGGGCCACGAUAGCCACGACAAGGACGGCCCGACCGAAAGCAAGACCCUAAACGGCACUAAAGGGUCUCUAUAUAACCGGGCACCCGCCUCGCCGAGUCCAACCCCGAGCCCGAGUUCGAGCCCUACGCCACGGCCAGCCGCCACUUUCACAGAAGACGACGAGACUCAUGAGUAUGACCCUCCCCAGCGACAUCAAACUCAUCCUAUCCCGCCCUAUGGUAUCCACGAGAACGAAGUCGGUGGCCCCCAGACGCGUAGUAGGACUAAAAUCCGCAGCUAUACCGAUGACAAGGGUGACUUGUCUUUCCCUCGCCUGUCUAAGCCUGUCGAGCUCCUGCGCGGCUCCUACGAUGUUGUCGUUAUCGGCUCCGGCUACGGUGGCGGCGUUGCUGCAUCACGCAUGGCGCGGACAGGGCAAUCUGUGUGCGUACUCGAGCGAGGCCGCGAGAAGUGGCCCGGCGAGUAUCCCACAGGCACCGUGGACGCCACCAAGGAGCUCCACUUUUCGGGCACUCUUGCCCCUGGCAUCACCAACGGGAAGAUGGUCGAAGGUGGUGAUCCAACUGGAAUGUACCACAUGUUCUUUGGCAGAGGCCAGAAUGCUGUUGUGUGCAAUGGCCUUGGAGGCACCAGCCUUAUGAAUGCCAACGUCUUCAUGGAGGCCGACGAAAAGACGCUCUCUAUGAAAGCCUGGCCCCCGGAGAUAAGAAAUAAUGUCCAUGUCCUGAACAAGUACUAUAAGAAGGCCGAGAAAGUUCUCGAGCCUGAAACCUAUCCAGACGACUGGCCCAGCCUGCCAAAGUUGAACAUGCUCCAGAAACAAGCCGAGUCGCUGGGCUUCGGUGACAAGUUCCGCAAAGUCCGCCAGACAACGCGCUUCCGAAACGGGCCUAAUAGCUGCGGUGUCGAAAUGUCGCCGUCGGCGCUGACCGGACAGGACUGUACGGGCGUUAAUGACGGCUCCAAGACCACCACCCUUGUCACGUACCUGGCUGACGCCUGGAACUGGGGCGCCGAGAUGUUCUGUGAGUGUGAAGUGCGCUAUGUCGAGAAGGCCGAGGACGGGUAUCGAGUCUUUUUUGCAUGGCACGGUAGGAACCGGGGCUUCUUCAAGGCCAAUCUUCAUGGCGACCUUAUGUGGGUGCACGCCAAGAAGGCCGUGUUCCUCGGUGCCGGUGCCAUCGCGAGCACCGAGAUCUUACUAAGGAGCAAAGCCAUGGGAUUGGACAUGAGCAGCAUGGUUGGCCAGAAUAUGAGUGGUAACGGAGAUAUCCUAGCAUUUGGAUAUAACACGGACGAAAACGUGAACGCAAUCGGGAAACCCGUUCCUUCACCAUACAAACCGAUUGGCCCGACCAUUACAGGCGUGAUAGAUUGCAGGGACGGCCAUAACAAUCCCCUCGACGGUUAUGUCAUCGAAGAAGGUGCCGUUCCGCAUGCCCUGGCGCAUGUGCUGCAGGCGAUGCUAGACUUGAUGCCAGGAAGCACACCUCCCUCGGGCGAGACCACCAUUCAACGUACACAAGCUGCCCUGGCACGGUUUGGUAGUCGGUUUCUGGGCCCUUAUUUCAAAAAUGGGGCCGUUGAAAGGACUCAGGUCUAUCUCAUCAUGUCCCAUGACAGUAACCAAGCUGUUCUGACACUGCAAGAUGACAAGCCUGUGUUGGAAUUCCUCGGUGUUGCUCGAAGCCAUCACGUCAACUAUCUGAAUAAUAUUCUCAAACAGGCUACGGAGGCGGUCGGUGGCACCUUGGUUCAGAGUCCCUUCUACGCACUCAUGGGUCAGGAGGUGACUGUUCAUCCCAUUGGAGGUGCAUGCAUGGCCCGGGAUAACACCGGUGCGACCGGUGUUACUAACCAUGUCGGUGCCGUCUUCAUUGGGAACGGACCGGAGACGUACGACGGGCUUAUUGUCACAGAUGCUGCUGUGAUCCCCACUGCCCUGGGAGCUAACCCAUUUGCCACUAUCACAGCGCUGGCCGAACGCGCCGUGGAAGCGUAUGCUGACUCUAAAUACCUAACCAUUAGUGACGAGUCUAACGGCCUACUCGAUUUGUUUGGCGAACCGCAACAUGUCCCUAAGCCCGAUAACCCAACAGAGGAGAAAGAGAAAGAGUGGGCGCUAGAGGAACAGGACAGCCUCAGCGCCGCAAACGAGGUGAUUCGGUCGGCAGAUGGUGUCAAGGCGAGUGGGAUGGGCUUCACCGAGGUCAUGUCCGGAUUUGUUCACGCCAACAAGAAGCUAUAUGAAGACAACAAGGCGACAUACGAGCUUGCCUACCGCACCGCAAAAUCACUGUGUGAGGGCGCACGUUUCUUCUUAAGCGUUCAGGCCUUCAACACAAGAGACAUGAUCAAACAUGACCAGCACAGGGGCCUGCUGACUGGUACAUUUGUCUGCCCGGCGAUUCCUGGAUCGCCGUUCAUGGUGCAGAGAGGCGAGUUUAAUCUUUUCAUUCUCAGCCAUAAGGCACCCGGUACACGAAACUUGACAUACGACUUCGAUAUGACGGGCGUCAAUGGUAGGAAGCUCCAUUUCCAUGGCUACAAGGUUGUCGAUUCUUCGGUCGCGCUUGCUCCCGUGCAGUUCUGGAAAUCCACCAGCACCCUCUACGUAACUAUCAGCCAGUAUACUCCUGGCGCGUCCAAGGACCUAGACGACGAGGAUGCGUGGCGCCAGGGGGAAGUGGUGGCCAAGGGAAUUAUGAACAUCCAGCCAGCGGAUUUCUUCUCUGAAAUCAUGACAAUGUCCCCGACUGGCAGCAACAUCCUCAAGAAGAUGGCAAGCGCGGCCAGCUUCCUGACUUUCUUCACACGAAAGUCGCUCGCUCUUUUCCUGGCACCGCUCACGCCCCUGCAGUAUCCCACCCAGACGUACAGCGGCUUCGUCAACAAUACAUUGCCUGACCAGUCUAUCGCCAUAUACGCCUCGGACAAUGUGUGCACGCGCAUGCACGUGUGGGAGCCGACCAGCUAUCCGGACAACGACCUGACCAAAGUGCAGAAUCUCUUUAUGAUUCCUGGCGCCUCCGUUGACCACCAGAUCUAUGCGCUUCCAACCAUACCUUUCAACGCCGUGAACUACUUCACGCGCGCAGGUUACCGAGUUUUUGUGACGGUGCACCGUAUUGGGCAACUGAUGGUAGCCGAAAAUAUGUGGACCACGUAUGACGCGCGCCUGGACAUCAAGGCCUGUCUCGAGUACAUCCGCAAAGAUUAUGGCCCGGAAAAAGUGUAUACGAUCGCGCAUUGCAUGGGCAGCGUGGCAUUCAGCACCGGGCUUCUGGACGGCACGAUCCCGGCCAGCUGGAUCAAGGGAAUCACCUGCAGUCAGGUGUUCAUGAACCCCAUCUGGGGCGCAACCAACAUGGCCAAGGUCAUGGCCGGACCGAUACCCAUGGACAAGCUGUAUACCAUGCUGGCCGGUACAUGGUUCAGUUGCAGUACUAGCCGUGACGAUGGCCUCGUUCAGAAUGCCCUCAACCAGGUGUUGCGGCUCUACCCGCAGAGCCGCCGUGAGAUCUGCAACAACGCCGCCUGCCACCGUACCAGCCUUGUCUUUGGCCGCUGCUGGAACCACUCGAAUCUGAACGAGGCGACUCACCGGCAGAUUGACCGAUUCUUUGGUGGCGUCAACAUGCGGCUGCUCAAUCUGCUCAUGCGCCAGGGGUCACAAGGGCAUGUCAUGACCAACGGCCCGCUCUUCGAAGACCUCACCACCCCAGAGAACGUUGCCCGCCUAAAAGGCAUACCCAUAAUGCUGUUUGUCGGCCGUGACAAUGCUGUGCUCUCGCCCGAGGCUACCGAGCGCACUUACGAGAUCCUGUGCGAUACCUUUGGCGGCGCCGGCGAAGAAGGCGGCGACUACAAGCGCCGCGUCGUGCCGGGCUACGGUCACCUGGACCCGUGGAUGGGCCGCAACGCCUGGAAGGACAUUUACCCCUUCGUCCGCGAGGAGGUGGAUCGUGUCGUUCGCGGCGACAAGUACCGCUUCGAGGAACCCGACGACCGCUUCGCAAAGAUGGUGCACGGCGGGGAGUUGCUGUACUAGUCUUUUUUGUUCAGGUGUUCUCGUGGGUUGUAUUCCGCUGUUCGCUCGGGAAUUUCAUCAGGAGUUGGUUGUAGUUCUUUUUUGUUUAUCUCGUUCCGCCCCUUUCAUGUU